This is a messenger RNA of Xenopus laevis (African clawed frog), 2877 nucleotides long. It is a transcript of the gene strbp.L, whose product is annotated as spermatid perinuclear RNA binding protein L homeolog. The transcript is spliced from 20 exons. Gene Ontology annotation, molecular function: single-stranded RNA binding; double-stranded RNA binding. Bases 417 to 2492 code for a protein of 691 amino acids. The record is from RefSeq and is a predicted model, not a curated record. Gene Ontology annotation, cellular component: precatalytic spliceosome; cytoplasm. NCBI's taxonomy places the organism in Eukaryota, Metazoa, Chordata, Amphibia, Anura, Pipidae.
CUACCGCGCGCGUUCCCUUCAGGUGCGAGGGGACGAGCUAAGGCGGGGAGACUGUACACGUGCGGGCCAAUCAGCUAGGAGGUAGGCGGUCACGUGAGUUUGGUACUGGGAUCGCGCCCCGAGAUCGGUGUGUGAGAGGAUAAAGGAGGAGGCGGCGGUGAGAAGCAUCUCCGGAACACCGUGGCCAAUGGACAAAUCUACGUACCUCUAACUCAGAGCAGAUCCAUCAGAUAACUCCUUUAGCUAGGACAUUGGAUACAGUCCAAAAAAAAAAGAAAAAAAGAAAAGAAAGAAGCAAAUCACUGCUUAUGUUGUCCGGAGACUUAUGAGGAAUCUGUAUUUGCACGGAAGCUAGCCCGGGGAAGUCUGUAGAAAAGACGGAAGCAGAGACACAGCACUGACUAACGUAUUUCAGCAUGAGAUCCAUACGGUCUUUUGCGAACGAUGAUCGUCACGUCAUGGCAAAACACUCCAUCAUAUACCCGUCUCCAGAGGAGCUAGAAGCAGUACAGAACAUGGUGUCAACUGUAGAAUCUGCUCUGAAGCAGGUCUCGGAUUGGAUAGAUGAGCAGAAGUGUACAAAAAUUGAGAAUGGAUCUCCGAUCAAGAACGAAAGCACUGAGGAUAGUUCAACCAAGGAUGAAAGUGGCAAAGUGCUAUGUGGAGUCAUGAGAAUUGGCCUGGUUGCCAAAGGGUUGCUAAUAAAAGAUGAUAUGGAUUUAGAGCUGGUUCUCUUGUGUAAGGAAAAGCCAUCAACAAGGCUGUUAACCACAGUUGCAGAAAACCUCCCCCUACAAAUUCAGAAAAUCACAGAAGAAACCUUCCAAGUGGAACAAUGUGUGGAGGAGUCAUCUCUUCUUAUUCAAAGUUCCAAGGAACCUAAAUUGACCCUAAAAGUCAUCCUUUCUUCCCCUCUGUUCCGAGAAGAGGAGGAAAGGCCUGGUGGAGCAGCCAUGAGGUUGGUAGAAAAUGUUGCGAUGAAAGAUCCUCCGGACUUAUUGGACAGGCAGAAAUGCCUGAACGCCUUGGCGUCUCUGCGACAUGCCAAAUGGUUUCAGGCAAGAGCCAAUGGAUUAAAAUCUUGUGUAAUUGUACUACGCAUUCUGCGAGAUCUGUGUAACAGAGUCCCUACCUGGGCACAGCUGAAAGGAUGGCCUCUGGAACUUAUAUGCGAGAAGGCAAUCGGGACUUGCAAUAGGCCGCUUGGAGCAGGUGAAGCCCUACGACGGGUCAUGGAAUGCCUAGCUUUUGGAACUCUCCUCCCUGGAGGGUCGGGACUGCAUGACCCCUGUGAGAAAGAGCCUACAGAUGCCCUUGCUUAUAUGACAGUAAAAGAAAGAGAGGAGAUCACGCAUAGUGCACAGCAUGCUCUCCGUUUACUGGCCUUUGGACAGAUAUACAAAGUCUUACAAAUGGACCCUCUACCUUCUAAUAAACCUUUCCAAAAAUAUUCCUGGUCAAAUUCAGACAGAGAAGGUUCUUGUCUAAAAAGGCCGUUUGAUGAUGGAUCAUCUGACGAAAAGGAUCCAAAUAAGAAAUUGAAACGAAACUUGAGCAAAAUUUUAGACAGCAAACCCAUAGACCCUAACCAGCCUAUGAAUGCACUAAUGCGACUUAACCAGAUUCGACCUGGUCUGCAGUACAAGCUCUUGUCACAGUCUGGUCCAGUUCAUGCACCAGUCUUCACCAUGUCUGUGGAUGUAGAUGGCACAACACAUGAAGCUUCUGGGCCAUCUAAGAAGACGGCCAAACUUUACGUCGCAGUGAAGGUUUUGCAAGCCAUGGGUUACCCUACUGGUUUCGACACAGAUCUGGAAUGCUUAAGUUCAGAUGAAAAGUCAGACAGUGAAGGCAAGAACGAGACGUCUUUUUCCAGCUCCAGCAAUAUUACAGGAAACUCCAACGCAGACAACAACACCUUGGAGGUACGGACUCAGGGUCCCAUACUUACAGCAAGUGGCAAAAACCCAGUGAUGGAGCUCAAUGAGAAACGACGAGGUCUGAAAUAUGAAUUGAUAUCAGAAAGCGGAGGGAGUCACGACAAGCGAUUUAUUAUGGAGGUUGAGGUAGAUGCACAAAAAUUCAAGGGAGCUGGGCCAAACAAGAAGGUAGCCAAAGCUAGUGCUGCACUUGCUGCUCUUGAGAAGCUCUUCUCUGGACCUAAUGCAGUAAACAAUAAGAAGAAGAAAAUUAUUCCUCAGACUAAAGGAGUUGUAAGCACGGCAGUAUCAGCAGCUGUACAAGCAGCCCGAGGAAGAGGACGAGUAGCGAUGGCACGAGGUGCUUUUGUUGGAGCUACUGCUGCUGCCGCUCCCGGGUAUAUAGCACCAGGUAUGAGACGGGAAGAAAUGCAUCCUGAAAUAUUUAAUGGAUACGCAGCCCCAUACGCUUAUAGUGCUGCCACUCCAGCAUAUGGUAUCCCCAAGAGAAUGGUUCUGUUACCAGUUAUGAAAUUCCCAGCAUAUCCAGUUCCGCACUACUCCUUUUUUUAAUAAACACAUUCGACCAGAAUGUCGGAGGAAGGACGUCUCUUCUUCAACUGAGCAAAAACCCCCUUUGUAAAAGAACUUUUACUUCUUACUUUUUUUUUAUUUUAACAGGUAUCCACAUUUAGUUCUAUAAAACUUGAAGACUCACAUGUACUGUGAAAUGUUACCUCAUUUAAAGAGAACUCUUUCCCAGACAGAAGGCUAAACAGUGUAUAGAUUUUUUUUUUUUUUGGUUGUUUUUUUAAGCAUCGGAAUUCAAGCCGGGAUUCUGUUCUAGAGAAAGAAUAGGAGCUAAAAGGAUAAAUUUUAAAUGAUGUAUGAGACUGUAAAAUAAUUUGUGAAGGAUGUAUAAUAUUAAACUGAUAAAAUAAAAUGUUUUGUCCUAGAA